AUGACUAAUGACGAGGCCCCUGAAAAAGGAGGAGACUCCUCAAGGAAUUUAACAGGACUAUUUGAGACUUCUCAACAACACAGACAUCGAAAAAUAUACUCUCAAAGUUCACAGAGUCAAUCUACUAGUACUAACCCUGAGAAUGACAAUGAAGUUGGCAGCUUAUCACCAAAACGCAAACGCCGGAGAAGGAGCAGUCUGGCUGAACUUGGUAGACUAGUAAGAGGAUCUGAUCCAGUACCUAUGGGUGACAGUUCAGCUGUAGCUGAAUUGUUGGAGCCAGCCGUCAGUGAGAAUACCGAACAAGAUCAUAAUGCUGUUCCACCCGAAAUAAUCGAGGUUGAAAUCCGAUUAGAUUCUCUUGGAGGAGAAGGAGGUAAUAUGAUCUAUCCAAUUCCGACGGAUACUGUGCCAGCUGCUCCAGUUGACCAAGACUAUCAGGGUGCUGCUGCAGAAGAUCUAUCUGCAGACGAUGAGGUAAUUCCAGUUGACACUGGGUCUGGGUCCGAACAACCAGAAUUAAUAAGAUCUAGUCGUAGUAUUAAUUUACGAACCAGGGAUCGGGGAGAUAGCCGCUCUCUGGCUCGUGACCGCAGAGCAUACCAGAAAAGGAUUGAAAUGCCACGGACUUCAUCUUAUUCACCUAUAGACCUAACUGAUGAUGGUAUGGACUUUGCAGAAGUAAUUGAUAUUGCCGAUGACGAGGAGGAUGGCAUUCUCACCACCAAACAGUUGAAAAAUGAUGCUCCCACAGAGCUGAACGAAAGAGCAGGGUUUCGCCAAGCAACCUGCUGUGUUUGCUUUGAAUCUCCAAAAAUUGUUGCAAUAACUGUGUGUGGUCACUUUUACUGUUCAAAAUGUGUGUUUCGUGCGCUAACUAUAUCUCCUCGUGCUACCACUACUUAUGGAGAAUGCAGUGUUUGCAGGACUAAGAUGGCAUAUACUGCAGUUAAGUUCUUGGAGCUCAAGUUGAGGCCCCGGAAGCGUGAGUUGUCUAAAAACGACGCACCUGUUCUGCCUGAAAAUACUAGUACUCCUGUGGUUGCCACUGACUUGGAAUGA
Messenger RNA from Sugiyamaella lignohabitans, 1062 nucleotides. RefSeq names its product SUMO-targeted ubiquitin ligase complex subunit SLX8 (gene SLX8). Lineage: Eukaryota; Fungi; Ascomycota; Dipodascomycetes; Dipodascales; Trichomonascaceae. Bases 1 to 1062 code for a protein of 353 amino acids. The transcript has a single exon. The record is from RefSeq and is a predicted model, not a curated record. Gene Ontology annotation, molecular function: metal ion binding.